AAGUGUUUUGCUAUUGCGUCAACACAGACGAUUCUGCAAAUCAUGCAUUUGUUUUUCCGAGAAAAAGCGAUGAUGAACCUUUUUAUUUUCGUCCCAGUGUGGGUUUUCCAACCUGGUGCUUCGGGUGUUUAUACAGAAAGAGAGUCCGUGAUCGUGAUGGAGAGAGAUUCGGUCUUUUUAAACACAAAUGCUAAAACAAGCCAACACGAAAAGAUUAAAUGGUAUUUUAACGACACCCGCAUCGCGCAAAUCAGCGACUAUCUCAGUAAGACCUGCACGGAUGUUCAGUGUAAUGAAGGCACUGAGAGAUUCAGAGACAGACUGGAGCUGGACCAUCAGACUGGAUCUCUCACCAUCACGAACAUCACAAACACAGACUCUGGAGAAUAUAAAGUACAGAUCAUCAGCAGCAACAGCAUGACUGAAAAAAUCUUUAACAUCGCUGUUUAUGAGAUGGAUAAAACAAAGAGCAAGUCAGUGAAGAAGGCAGACACUGCUACUUUUGAUCCUGGUGUCAUAAGCAACCCAAAAGAUCUGAUGAGAUGGUAUUUUAAUGACACUCUCAUCGCUGAAAUCACUGGAGAUCAGAGUAAGAUCUGUAUGGAGGAUGAAUGUAAAGAGAGAUUCAGAGACAGACUGAAGCUGGAUCAUCAGACUGGAUCUCUGACCAUCACGAACGUCAAGACUACAGACUCUGGGCUUUAUCAACUUGCGAUCAUCACCAACAGCAGCGUCAUCCGCCGUCAGCACAGCAUUAGAGUUAUCAGUGAAAAUGGCCAUAGUGAAAACGACACAAACUGGAUUGUGUUUGUACUGGGUAUAGGAGGACUAUGUGUUGGUGUUGUGCUGGUGGUUGUAGGAGCAACUGUGGAUUGGCGUCGAAAACUUGCUUGUGCAAAGGGUGUCCCGUUUUCUUCACCGAAUAGUCAAAGAGAUGCUGUCUAAUUGCGAAGAGGAACAUACAGCAUCAUUUACAGUUUGUAUGGCACUGUGCGCACCUUUCAGCAUAUUUGCAUUAACUGCUUUAAAAUUGAGCUUUUUUUGUAAGCUGAAGUUUAUUUUGUAAAAAUCCCAAAUUGUUCUGUUACAAUUGUCUUGCAUUUUUGCACAGUUAUUUAGAUGUAAACUAUACUAUCUGCAAUAUUAAUAUAUUAAUAGUUAUUUAAUUAAGUAUAGGUAUUAAGUAAGUAGGUUAAGUAUUAAGUAUUAAGUUUAAUUAUGGGCUACGGUAAAGUUUCUUAGUAUUUUUCAUCUCUCCGUUUUUACUCUUACCACCAGAACUCUUUAAAUGUGUUCUUGUGUACAGAAAUUAAGUCUAGCCUAUCACUCUAUUAUUGUUGGUAAUAUUUUUACUUUUUCAUAUUUCACACUUUUCGUUUAAUCACUGUUUGAUACGAGAUGAUUUAUUAUCUGUUAGACCAUGGAUGAUCAUGCAUAUAUAACAGCUAGGAAUGGAAAGAAAUACAACCUCAAGCUCUACCUCUAAAGCUCUAUUGAAUGUUUAAUAAUUUGCACUUAUGCACAGGUAUAAUAACAUGAGCCAUAUAAUAGCAGGUUUCACUCUGACUUUUAAAUAGCCGCUACUCGGAGAGGAAUGAUCCGAAGUGUAGUUUUUAUUAUAUUAGCAUGUAUGUUAAUGUUUAGGUCUAGGUUUAUCAGACUGGAUUCACAAGUAUGUGAAAGUGAAAGGGACUUUCAUCUUCUUAUGUUAUAUGUUAUAUCUUAAAUUAUAUAGUUAGCUGGAUAAUUUUAUUUCUAUCUAGGGUAAUGUGCAUGUCAGAUUAUCAUAAACACAAUAACUCAACGUUGUUUGUGGAUUUCUUCUGUAGAAUGUCAGAUCAGUGUAUAUGAUGUAAAUGCAUCUUUGAGAACUGUAACAAAUAAAAAUAUAAUGAUAAAAA
This is a messenger RNA of Puntigrus tetrazona (Sumatra barb), 1901 nucleotides long. RefSeq lists its product as uncharacterized. NCBI's taxonomy places the organism in Eukaryota, Metazoa, Chordata, Actinopteri, Cypriniformes, Cyprinidae. Bases 43 to 945 code for a protein of 300 amino acids. The transcript is spliced from 5 exons. The record is from RefSeq and is a predicted model, not a curated record.